AUGGAUUUAUCAUCACAAGAAUACGAUCCUACUCAGUUUUGUUUUCCUGCAGUGAACAACUCUUGCCUUAAAGGCGCACAUCAUGUGUCCACUCAGACUGUGGUGUAUCUCAUAUUGGCGUCAGCAAUGACUGUGACCAUUCUAGGAAACUCAGUGGUCAUUAUUUCUAUAGCACACUUUAAGCAGCUCCAGACACCGACAAAUAUCCUGGUGAUGUCUCUGGCUCUGGCGGACCUGCUGCUUGGACUGGUGGUCAUGCCUUUCAGUAUGAUCCGUUCUGUCGAUGGCUGCUGGUACUACGGAGAAACCUUCUGUAUGCUUCACUCAACUUUUGACUUGUUCCUCACAUCCGUGUCUAUUUUGCAUCUUGUUUGUAUUGCUGUUGAUCGACAUCAGGCUGUGUGUUACCCGCUUCAGUAUCCAACAAGAAUAACCAUAUCUGUUGCAUGGGUCAUGGUGAUGAUAAGUUGGGCUGUGAUUGCAAUCUAUUCAUAUGGCCUGGUGUAUUCAAAGGCUAAUGUGGAAGGACUGGAGGAUUAUAUUGUAUCUAUAUACUGUAUGGGACAUUGCAGUCUGCUUUUCAGUAAAUUGUGGUCUGUUUUAGACACAUUUAUAACUUUUUUCUUCCCUUCUUGUGUCAUGGUCGGACUGUACAUCAGAAUAUUUAUUGUUGCAAAAAAGCAUGCAAGAGUAAUCACUGAGGCAAACCAGAAUGAAAAUGAGAAUGUGUUUAAAAGCUCUCGGCGAUCUGAAAGAAAAGCAGCAAAAACUCUUGGUAUAGUUGUGGGUGCUUUUAUUAUGUGCUGGUUGCCCUUUUUUAUUAACUCUCUGGUGGAUCCCUACAUCAACUUUUCCACACCAGUUGCUCUGUUUGAUGCACUUGUCUGGUUAGGCUACAUUAACUCAACCAUAAACCCCAUCAUAUAUGGCUUUUUCUACCCAUGGUUUAGAAAAACCCUUUAUUUGAUUAUAACAAGAAGAAUAUUUGAACCAAACUCAUCUGAUAUCAAUGUUUUCACUGUGUGA
Messenger RNA from Danio aesculapii, 1026 nucleotides. RefSeq names its product trace amine associated receptor 13a (gene taar13a). Gene Ontology annotation, biological process: G protein-coupled receptor signaling pathway. Gene Ontology annotation, cellular component: membrane. NCBI's taxonomy places the organism in Eukaryota, Metazoa, Chordata, Actinopteri, Cypriniformes, Danionidae. The transcript has a single exon. The record is from RefSeq and is a predicted model, not a curated record. Gene Ontology annotation, molecular function: trace-amine receptor activity. Bases 1 to 1026 code for a protein of 341 amino acids.